Paracoccidioides lutzii Pb01 is the source of this 1290-nucleotide messenger RNA. RefSeq lists its product as hypothetical. The coding region runs from base 1 to 1290 and encodes 429 amino acids. The transcript has a single exon. Gene Ontology annotation, cellular component: nucleus. Gene Ontology annotation, biological process: regulation of DNA-templated transcription; DNA alkylation repair. The record is from RefSeq and is a predicted model, not a curated record.
AUGCCCCGCAGAAGUUCGAAUUACCAACACAGGGCCAGGCAACCUCCCCAGAGCCAAAGUAGCAGUAGUAGGACCCGGAAAACCCAUUUCCUCAGUCUGCCGCUGGUGAACCAGACUUCUAUUGCACAACUAGCCUCUUCCCUGGCGGAGUUCAAAGAUGCCAUCCCGCUUCGGCCCCUUCCAGUAUCUGCACGGCUCCCUGACAGGCCCCUUGUGCCAGAUGCAGCUCUUAAGCCGCUGGGGACUCUGCAUCUGACGCUUGGCGUCAUGAGUCUGUCAACGAAGGAACGCCUGGAAGAGGCGCUGCAAUUCCUGAAAUCCCUAGAUCUUGAAGCGAUGUUACGAGAUGUGGAGAGCCAAACGAAGAGCCAGGCGAAGACCGCGGGCACGAGAGCAAAGGCAGAAACUGUAAUGGGCGCUGCUGCUGAUGCGCCUGUGGAACCUUUCAUUAUCAAUUUAACCUCCCUACAUGCACUACCCAACGCACGAGCGGCUACCGUCCUCUAUGCAAACCCCGUAGAUUGUACGGCACGCUUAUACCCGUUCUGCGUCAGCUUGCGGAAUAAAUUCAUCAAUGCCGGGUUUAUGGAGCAGGAGAUAAUUAAGGGUGGCGCCUCUCCCCCCAAAAAUGAGGCUGGCAGCCCCGGUACCAAGGACAUUUGUGAAUCGGAUGGCGAAGGUAAGCAAGGCGACGAUAGAAAUGAGGAUAAACAGGUUGCUGCUCAAACAUCAAGCCAAAGGAAAAGGAGACCCCGUCCCUUUCUCCUCCACGCCACAGUCGUAAAUACAGUCCACGUUCCCCACAGCCAGCGGGGAGAGGGAAAACGAAGGGAAAUGUUCAAGUUUGAUGCACGGGAUCUUCUAAUGGAAUUUGGCAACUAUGCACCUGCUGCAGAAGAUGCAGAUCCAGAAGGAAGAGACCAGAUGCACAUACUAUCCCAGAGUCGGGAUAAGUCCGUAGCAGGACAGGAGGGUAAGGAUCCAGGGAGACAGAAAGCGAAUCUGGCCAAAAGUAGGGAGAAACCGGUUUUCGUCUGGGCUAAAAAUAUCCUGAUUGAUCGUGUCUGUAUAUGCGAACUGGGUGCGAAGCCGGUGGCGGAAGACAGGGCGAAUGAUGGGGCAGUGUUGGGAGCGGCAUAUAUUUGUGUUGGGGAGAGAAGCUUGAAUUUUGCAUCGCGAGAGGGAGAAGGAGAUACCAAUGGGGGUAGAGAUGGGAGUGAGGAUGAGGAUGGAGAUGGCGAUAGUAGGGAUAGUAGGGAAUCUGAUGACGGGGGUGUUAGUGUGGUCUAG